CAUAUUACAUUUUUCAAUCCGCCCAUUUGGAAGUUUCGACAGUUUUCCUCCUCGCGCCGGUCGAUAAUGUCAGCCAAUUAACACCGACCUGUAGCACGUCACCUGGAACAACCUACAACAGCAACUAAUCCAAGCACCCGAGAUGGGCCAGAAAGUAUCACGCAGUGACUUUGAGUGGGUGUACACGGAAGAGCCGCACGCCUCGCGGCGCAAGCUAAUCCUGGAGAAGUACCCGCAGAUCAAGAAGCUCUUCGGACACGACCCCAACUUCAAAUGGGUGGCCGGUGCGAUGGUGCUCACCCAGAUCCUGGCGCUGUUCGUCGUUAAGGACCUGUCGUGGUCGUGGCUCCUCGUGGCCGCUUACAGCUUCGGGGGCAUCAUCAACCACUCGCUGAUGCUUGCCGUGCACGAAAUUUCGCACAAUUUGGCAUUCGGUCACAGCAGACCCCUUCAUAAUCGGAUCCUGGGCUUUAUCUGUAACCUGCCCAUUGGCUUGCCCAUGAGCAUUUCUUUUAAGAAGUACCAUCUGGAACAUCACCGUUACCAAGGUGAUGAGGCAAUCGACACUGACAUACCCACACUGCUGGAGGCGCGCCUUUUUGACACCACGUUUGGAAAGUUUUUGUGGGUGUGCUUGCAGCCUUUCUUCUACAUUUUCCGUCCACUGGUGAUAAACCCGAAGCCACCUACGCGCCUGGAAAUAAUCAACACCGUGGUGCAGCUGACUUUCAACGCGCUCAUUGUUUACUUCUUGGGCUGGAAGCCUCUAGCGUAUUUGUUGAUCGGUAGCAUUCUUGCCAUGGGAUUGCACCCGGUGGCCGGACACUUUAUUUCGGAGCACUACAUGUUCGCUAAGGGAUUUGAAACCUACUCCUACUACGGCCCGCUCAAUUGGAUCACCUUUAAUGUCGGCUACCACAAUGAGCAUCACGACUUUCCGGCGGUACCCGGCUCCAGGCUGCCCGAGGUUAAGCGCAUCGCAAAGGAAUUCUACGACACAAUGCCCCAGCACACCAGCUGGACCCGGGUACUUUACGACUUCAUCAUGGACCCAGCCGUGGGACCAUACGCCCGCGUAAAGCGCCGCCAGCGCGGUCUAGCCUCCUAAGCAAUCGAUGCUAUUCAAGGUUUCCUGCCAUGAAUGUAAUCUCAGCGUUAGACCUAAACCGGUUUUUUAUGUAUAUAUAAAUCGUACAGACGUUUACAUCGGACGAGGAAGAAUUGAAGGGAGCGACGAAUUGCACAGCACCUACUAAUCUCCAACGAUUAGAUAAAGGAAACGUAGACGUGUAUAUAGUUUUUGGUAUUAUUGCAAUACUGUUAGCACUCUCGAGCGCUUUAAAUUUGUUUUACCUCAUAAGUAGGAAAGCCUAUUGAAUCUAGUGUGUAAUACUUGUCCUAUUAUACUAUUGUCUUAAUAUUUUCGAUACAUAUUUAUAUUGCUUUCAAAUCAUAAUUGUGAAGCCCCAAUGCAGUGUGUUUGUCCCUAAACGUCACCCCAACGGCAGUAAGCUACUAAUCAACUAACCAGCAACUACUAUUUUUGAUAGCCUCUUGAAACUGUUACCUAAGAAUAAUGUUUAAGUGAUUUGCCAGGGGUGGCUGCAUGUAUAGAAUAACGUUGAAACUUGUGAGCAAAAUAAUAAAAGCAACGUCCUAUUGUAA
This is a messenger RNA of Drosophila takahashii, 1665 nucleotides long. RefSeq names its product delta4-sphingolipid-FADS-like protein ifc (gene ifc). Lineage: Eukaryota; Metazoa; Arthropoda; Insecta; Diptera; Drosophilidae. Gene Ontology annotation, cellular component: membrane. The record is from RefSeq and is a predicted model, not a curated record. Gene Ontology annotation, molecular function: sphingolipid delta-4 desaturase activity. Gene Ontology annotation, biological process: ceramide biosynthetic process.